AUGAAUUGCGAAAAACGUGUCAAAGAACCUCUGGGCGUGUCUUCCCCCCGGCCAAUGCCGCCGAUCCCGAAGUACGGUCGUAAGCGCGGCCACGGCACGAACGACUCCGGUGUGGAGGACCUGGAACUGCAGGAGGUGGACGGCACCAUGAAGCCGCGGCCCCCGCCAAGAGUGGACAAAGAGUGGAAGGCUGUGGGACUCACUUACACAGGCCUGGUUCACAGCACCUCCCUCCCGCCCUACUCCACGGUGGAGCGGCAUCGUCCCGACGGGGAGGACAUCGGCGAUCCCGCUGAUUACACCGAGGAGCAGAACGUGGCUCAAAUUCCACCCCCACUGGAGCACAGAAGCCAGAAGAAACCAGCAAGACGAAGCGUGUACCGAGGCUCGGACUUGGAAGACGUUGUCGACGUGGACAAUGAGGUCCCGUGA
This is a messenger RNA of Branchiostoma floridae (Florida lancelet), 432 nucleotides long. RefSeq lists its product as uncharacterized. The transcript is spliced from 4 exons. Lineage: Eukaryota; Metazoa; Chordata; Leptocardii; Amphioxiformes; Branchiostomatidae. The record is from RefSeq and is a predicted model, not a curated record. Bases 1 to 432 code for a protein of 143 amino acids.